ACAGAUGAAGUAAUCGUAUGAUGAAGGCGGGCUCACUGUGGUCAUGGCUACCGGACCCUGUGCAAGAACGAUAAGAAGAAAUGCACGGCCCUUGUUUAUAACCAAGACGUGCAUUUGAAAAACAACAAACAUAUUUGAUUUACCAUACACGUCAUUUCCUAAACAGUCGUAGCUUUAGUUAAAUCGAGCUAUGGAUGUGCAGGUUACAGGCACUGCACCGCAAACAAGCACCCCGCAUCAUGCAGCAGAAAAUGCACCAAAGAAGAAAUCACGAACGAGACGGGGCAAAAGAGGAAAACGACGGAGGGGCAAGAAGGCAAACGAACCUCCUCCGUUUUUACCACCUGAGGCUGAAGAGGGAAACAUUGAAUACAAGUUGAAGCUGGUUAACCCGACCCAGUAUCGGUUCGAGCACCUGGCAACACAGUUAAAAUGGCGACUCCAGGAGGGCCGGGGUGAGGCUGUGUAUCAGAUCGGGGUGGAGGAUAAUGGUCUGCUGGUUGGACUGACAGAAGAAGAUAUGAAAGCAUCACUAAAGACCCUUCGCAGGAUGGCCGAGAAGGUUGGAGCUGAUAUCACGCUCCUGAGAGAAAGGGAAGUCGACUGCGACCAUGCCCGACGGAAAAUCGCAGAAGUUCUCGUGCGAAAGGUUCCCGAUGAUCAACAGUUCCUGGACCUUCGUGUAGCUGUUCUGGGUAACGUGGACUCAGGGAAGUCGACUCUGCUGGGUGUGUUGACUCAGGGAGAGCUGGAUAACGGUCGAGGCAGGGCGAGACUCAACCUCUUCAGACACCUGCACGAGAUUCAAACCGGUCGUACAUCCAGCAUCAGUUUCGAGAUCCUUGGAUUCAAUAGCAAAGGCGAGGUUGUAAACUACAGCGAUUCCCGUACGGCUGAGGAAAUCUGUGAGAGUUCAUCUAAGAUGAUCACAUUUAUUGAUCUGGCCGGUCAUUAUAAGUAUCUGAAAACCACCAUAUUUGGCCUGACAAGCUACUGCCCAGACUUUGCCAUGCUGGUGGUGGGAGCCAACACAGGCAUUGCUGGCACAACGAGGGAGCAUCUGGGUCUGGCCAUGGCCCUAAAGGUGCCCAUAUUCAUCGUAGUGAGUAAAGUGGACCUGUGUGGCAAAAGCACGGUGGAGAAAACCGUCCGUCAGCUGGAGAGGGUUCUCAAGCAACCCGGCUGCAACAAGGUCCCCAUGGUGGUGGCCAACCCUGACGAUGCGGUCACCGCCGCACAACAAUUUACACAAUCUUCCAGUGUGACGCCCAUCUUCACCCUCUCCAGUGUUUCCGGAGAGAACCUGGACCUUCUGAAGGUCUUCUUCAAUAUUUUGCCGCCUCUGAGCAACAGCAAAGAGCAGGAGGAGCUCAUGCAACAGCUCACCGAAUUCCAGGUGGAUGAGAUUUACAGUGUUCCUGAUGUUGGGACCGUAGUUGGUGGGACACUAUACAGCGGUGUGUGUCGUGAAGGUGAUCGGUUAGUCGUGGGCCCUACCGAUGAUGGGAAGUUCUUAAGGUUGAAGGUGUGCAGCAUUCACAGAAAUCGCUCUGGGUGCCGCGUGCUAAGAGCCGGACAGGCCGCCACGCUCGCGCUGGGGAACUUCGAUCGCUCAUUACUGCGAAAGGGCAUGGUGAUGGUAAGUCCUAAGAUGAACCCUACCAUCUGCUGGCAGUUUGAGGCCGCCAUCGUUCUCCUGUUCCAUGCCAAGACGUUCCGGCGUGGUUUCCAGGUCACGGUGCACGUGGGAAAUGUGAGGCAGACCGCCACGGUGGAGUGCCUGCUUGGCAAGGAGGAGCUGCGGACGGGAGAAAGAGCAGUGGUGUGUUUCAGAUUCCUAAAGCAUCCCGAAUAUCUGCGUGUAGGAGCCAAGCUGCUCUUCAGAGAGGGCGUGACCAAAGGCAUCGGGCACGUGACCCACCUUCUGCCCUCCACUCAGAACCACGUGCCCGACCAGAACCGUAACCAGAACCGCAGUUAGAUACAGGAAGUGACAUCAUAAGUCUUUCCUUCACGCAGUAAUUUCCUAUGCUAGUUAUAUUGUGCACCUUUCUUUUCCACGCACAUGCUAUUUUAUUCAUAGUAAAUUGCAGAUAUACCCGUGAUAUUUUAACACGUGUGUGUGUUUUCCAACUUAAGAAAGAUGAUGAUCUUGAGUAGGCAAGCUAUGGUUUAAGCGAGGUACCUGAAGCAGAUUUUUACAGGAACGAUGAUUCGUCCAGUAUAGAUAUGAGAAUGUAAUCAUAACACCAUCGUAUUUGAAAUAGUAUAGUUGUCUAAUUUAGCUGUACAUUUCCACAGAUCCUUAGCAGUAUUAUAUGCGACGUUACCCAAGCGAAUCUCGGGCUUACUUUAUAAAAUGCUGCCUAGAAAAGGUACUAAUUUGAUGAAAAGCGUGAAUGUAUGCAUAGAAAACGCGCGUACGCCUCACUUUCAGACGUGAAAUCUAUAAAUCACAAAUGAGCUUGAAAUUGUGCGCACCAAAUAAAGCACCUGGCAAUGUUUAAAUCCGUUGUAAGUAGCAAAAAAGACGUAUAUUUCCAAAAACCUGCAGCAAUCGGACAAGCAAAAGUGUCUGAUGUGGCGCUACGGAUUUUCCACGUCAAAGUUUUUUUAAAUUUGGACUUUGCCGUGUGCAAAGUUGCCGUAUGCACAUUUUACCAUCAAAUCUGUGCGUAUGCACGCUUUUUAAAUGAGGCCCCUUGUGUGCCCUUCAAACUGUGCAUUUUUAUUUUUAUUUUAGAUAUCAAUAAGCGAGGUAAGAAGCAAGAAUGUAGGAACUUUGUUGGAGUAGACAUGCCAUCUUAAAUUUGAUGCAAACAUUAAGGUUUUUGGGGGUGGAGGUAGUUGUGUAGAAAGUUGAUCCUUAAAGGGGACAUUUCAAGAAUUUUUUUAAAUCUCAAAUAAAUCCUUGGGUCUCCAGAGUAUGUGAAGUUUUAGCUCAAAAUACCAUAUAGAUAAUUUUUUAUUGCAUAUUAAAAUUGCCACUUUGUAGGUGUGAGCAAAAACGUGCUGUCCUUUAAAAUGCAAAUGAGAAAAUAACAUGCAAACAUAAUAUCCAUGAUCGCCAUAAUAGUGGUUUGUUAAAAUUGAAACUCAAUUGUGCAGUUAAUUAUUUCUCUCUCUCUCUGCACUAAAUGGCAGUGCUGUGGUUGUAUAGUGCAGAUUAAGGGGCGGUAUUAUUAUAAGGAGAUCCCCUUCUGACAUCACAAGGGGAGCCAAAUUUAAAUGAGCCAUUUUUUACAUGCUUGCAGAGAUGGUUUACCAAAACUAAGUUACUGGGUUGAUCUUUCACACAUUUUCUAGGUUGAUAGAAGCACUGGGGAAACAGAUGAUAUGUCCCCUUUAAGUUGACGAAAUAUUGAAAAUACAUAGUUUCCUAAAGUCACUGGAUAGACAACAAAAAUUUGGAAAUGACAUACAAGCUACACUGCAAAAAAAAACAUUUUUUUGAUGACUUAGUAUUUUUGUGUUUUUGGAGUAAAAAUAUCUAAAAAUUAAUUAAUCUUAAAUUAAGAUGCCUUUUCUUGAUGAGCAAAACGACCCAAGAAAAUAAGUCUCGUUUUUAGAACAAAAAUAUCAAAUUUAAGUGAUUUUGUGCAAAAAAAUCUGCCAAUGGGGUAAGCAAAUUUUUCUUGAAUUUAGUGUUUAGGAAAAAUUUUCAAGAUAUUUUUGCUUACCCCAUUGGCAGAUUUUUUUUUUUUGCUUGUUUUAUGCACAAAAUCACUUAAAUUUCAUAUUUUUUGCUAUUUUUUUUUUUGCUCAUCAUCUUAAUUUAAGAUUGUAGAUUUUUACUGAAAAAAAGACAAAAAUACUAAGAUUUUUUUUCAUGAAAAACAUUUUUUGCAGUGUAAUAACAGCAUGAUUUUAUGUUGACGAUAAAUGAGCAGAACUAAUUUCUGCGAAAUUACAAAGAUUCGCUUUAAAUUGCAUCAGUUCACCUACGAAUCGUUUCUUGCACAAUUUACAAUUUUUUUUCGUACGUUUCCUUUUCAUAAAUGACGACCAUUAAACAAGUCUCUUUAGCGCCUCUCUUUCUUUAUCAUUUGCGUAAAGCAUGUUUUUUAAGCGAUGGAAUAUCGCCCCCUGUCUUAAGGACGGAUUAGUUCACAGAGCUUUAGGAUUUUAGGACCAGCGAGGCACUUAGUAUUCAUUAUUUCGAGUACAAUGUGCCUAAUAACAAAAUUCUCAUCAACGGCAAAAAGCUAAAACUUUUAAAGGUGCAGUGUGUAAAUUUUAGCGGCAUCUAGUGGUGAGGUGCUGGUGAAUUGCAACCAAUGGCUCAGUCCACUGCUUACCCCUCGUUUUUUAAUCACAUAGAGAAGCUACGGUAGCCGCCACCGGACAAACAUGUCAUCGGAGACAACUUAGUAAAAAAAAGUUUGUCCAUUAAGGGUUUCUGUAAAAAACAUGGCGGCACAAAAUGGCGACUUUCAUGUAAGGGGACCCCUUGGUGUAUGUAGAUAAAAACGUCUCAUUCUAAGGUAAUAAACACAUAACGGUUCAUUAUGAAAGGUCUUUAUACACUCCUGAUAAUAUAGUUUUGUAUAUUAUUUUGCGUUUCUGUCAAAAGAUCCUUUUAAAAAUUACACACUGUACCUUUAAGGAAGUAUUACAUUUAUUUAGCUUACAGGGUUUGACAGAAACCAUAAGGCAGCUUUGUGCGAUCAGCAUCCGUCGUGAGAUUCUACGCAUGCAGAACAGUUUCAUUCACCCAUGUGCUCCAUUUUGAGAUAUUGUGCAAUUAUUAAAAAAAUAAUGAAUGUACUGAAUCUAAACGUACCAAUGUGACAGAUGUGCGAAGCCUGUUUUAUUCACCAGCCAAGUAUAGUAAGCAUUUGGGCCUCAUUCACAAGCUAAAUAAAUUCAGGUAACCAUUGUUGCAUAAAAAUGAAUAUAAAUGUAUGCAAGUUACACCAAAAUUUGUGCUUAGGUUUAAUUUAUGAAGCCCUAACAGUUAUUGGUCAACAGUGCAUGUUGUGCUUACACAAAUACAAAUUAAUAUUGUCUGUGCAACUGGUUGGCUGUAUUAAUGUUGGGAUAUAUCUUUAUUUCUUUCAUAAACCUUCUGAAAAAACAAAUGCUUCACAAAAGUAAAGCCUGCAAACAGGAUUGGAUAUCUGUUGCUUUGGUGUAUUAGUAAUAAAGAUUUAAUGUUUUACUGUGGAAACGUUUUUAAUCGGUAGUUUGUUGUAAUUUGUUUAAAACCUGAAGAGAAGUCAAAAAUAAAGUAAAGAGUUUGACUCAAGGUUUUUAUUACGAUAAAUGAAAUGUAUUUGAAUAAAUUGUUAAUUGUUCACAGAACACACCGUCGUAGCGUAGCAGCAAGCACCGUAAGAACUGGUUUACGUAACAUGGCAUUAUGAAUAAAAUAAAGAAAAUAUGAUAUAAAAUCUGCAAAAAAAAAAUAAAAA
This is a messenger RNA of Paramisgurnus dabryanus, 5414 nucleotides long. It is a transcript of the gene gtpbp2b, whose product is annotated as GTP binding protein 2b. Gene Ontology annotation, biological process: translational elongation. The record is from RefSeq and is a predicted model, not a curated record. NCBI's taxonomy places the organism in Eukaryota, Metazoa, Chordata, Actinopteri, Cypriniformes, Cobitidae. Gene Ontology annotation, molecular function: GTPase activity; translation elongation factor activity; GTP binding.